This is a messenger RNA of Dentiscutata erythropus, 638 nucleotides long. NCBI's taxonomy places the organism in Eukaryota, Fungi, Glomeromycota, Glomeromycetes, Diversisporales, Gigasporaceae. The record is from the annotation of a GenBank genome assembly.
UUGUAAUCAUAUAUGAAUUGCCACAUGGUGAUCAUGAGGUUGCGCAUGGGGAGUUUUCUUUCCAAUUUCAACGCGCUUUCCACGGCCUACCUCUUGAAGAUCGUUUUCUUGGUACUGGUGCAAAAACUUGUUUUGAAUCGGGACGAAAAUCUGCCAGGCAGCCUGAUGCUUCAUUUAUACCCAGUUGCUUGCCUAAACCAUCACCUAAUCCAAGUGAUGCUCAGGGUAAUCCCUGGCCAACUAUUGUAUGUGAAGUUGCCCGAUCCCAAAGUCUUGCAAGCGUAAUUCAGAAAGUCAAUUCAUUCUGGUUGGCCCCAAAUCGUGUUGAGGAUGUGAUCGUGUUCAAACUGUGGCCAUGGAAUCACGGGACGGAUACGAAUGGGCGCCCCCUGCGUCGCUUAACAGUUCACAAGCAUCCAAGCAAGUCAUGCACAGGGAAGCUCGAAUUUGGGACCAUUAAUAAAUAUGGAGUGCCAUACAAUGGUUGUUCUGCUAGUGGAAUGCGUACUUUGACGAUUGCACGAGAAUGCGCUUAUGAAGGUUGUACUCCACCGUACCCACCAUAUCCGAUUGCAGGGAAUGUAGUCAUCGAUUUGUUUGAUAUCCAGCGGGCAGUUUUUAAAGCGCAAGGCAUAUAG